Messenger RNA from Prorocentrum cordatum, 948 nucleotides. The record is from the annotation of a GenBank genome assembly. Lineage: Eukaryota; Dinophyceae; Prorocentrales; Prorocentraceae.
GAGGCGCUGCUGAAGGCUCUCGCGGAGAAGGCAACCGCGGAGGCAGCCGCCCAUCGCGCCACUCGGCAGAGCGUGGCGACGGUGGACAGGGUGAGAAGCAGAUGGCAGACGCCCGGCCCGGAACGAGGCGCCAACGGCUGCCCGAACCGCAGCGGCAAGCACCGAGCAGACCACGAGGGCCUGGGCCAUCACAGCGCGAGCAUUUUUACCGGGAACGCGCUGCGAAUCGCGCGCAGCAAGAACUGCGUCGACACCUCGCGAGGGCGAACGGGGCGCCCCCUCAACUGCGCCGCGGGCGCCUCGGAGGCGGCAGCGGCGCGGCCGCCCCGUAGCGGCGGCGCGAAGAGGCUGCAGUUGCAUGGAAUGGAUACGAUCACCUGUUUCUACGAUGAGCCCCAGCAGGCUGCGAACCUGGGCUGGGCUGGAGCGGAAACGUGCCACGUGGCAUCUCGCCCCGACGCAACGGAGCCGUCGCGCGACUGCGUCGCGCGCGGCUGCCGGCGGGCGAGGGGGGUCGGGGCAGCUGCGUUGCUGGUCGAAACGGCUGCACCUGCCCCCGGCGACCCCGCGAUCAUCCUGGUCGAUGAGCUGUUCGACCCGGGGCCUGCUGAAAUCGUCGACGACGACAGGCGAGCGUGCAAGUCCCUGAACGUGGGCCAGCUGGGCGAGUCAGUGACCGCUCAUGACCCCAUUCGACCUGCCAGCGAGAGGCAAAACUCAUUGGCCGAGGGGGCAAGCGGCAUUGUCCUGGAUGGAUCGGGCUUUAUCUCGGCCGUGCACGCCGCGCGGGGGGGGGCCGAGUGGGGCCCGACCACCUACUGCACGCUGCUGGAACAGCUCGACGGGCUCAACUUCAAGACGGGCAUGGAGGUGGAUGGGGGACGGCCUGUGGUCGACCGCGCGGAGAAGCUCCGGGCGGGCGUCGGAAUCGAAAUCGACGCCCCAGAG